This is a messenger RNA of Chelmon rostratus (copperband butterflyfish), 6744 nucleotides long. RefSeq names its product inositol polyphosphate-5-phosphatase F (gene inpp5f). Gene Ontology annotation, cellular component: clathrin-coated endocytic vesicle; early endosome. The transcript is spliced from 20 exons. Bases 350 to 3784 code for a protein of 1144 amino acids. Gene Ontology annotation, biological process: phosphatidylinositol dephosphorylation; regulation of endocytic recycling. Gene Ontology annotation, molecular function: phosphatidylinositol-4-phosphate phosphatase activity. The record is from RefSeq and is a predicted model, not a curated record. Lineage: Eukaryota; Metazoa; Chordata; Actinopteri; Chaetodontiformes; Chaetodontidae.
AACGACACACAGCAGCUGCUGGGACAGCUUGUCGCUCGUCGCCGUGUAUGUGGCUUUACUGUGCCCAGCAUGACAGCGGGAAGGCGUGCUUCUCCAGCAGAAAGGGAAUUUGAUUAUCAGUAUGCGUAGAAGUGGAAUAAACAAAUCCGACACGCAUCCAGCUGCUGCUAGCUCGCUAGGUAGCUAGCCACUGUAGCACACCAUCCUGUGGGGGACGAGCUAACCGUGGCUAGCCAGUCGCCGUCUGGCUAGCUACAGUUAACCUCGAAGACGUGGAAGUUGCUAAUUGCCUGUACCUGGCUGCUAAGCCAGCUUGUUACCCACUUUUGUGUAACGUAAAGGGGACAAAAUGGAGCUGUUCCAAGCCAAAGACGACUACAUUCUUCAGAGCGGGGACCGAGCUCUGUGGUGCAGCCGAAAAGACGGGACCAUGACCGUCAGACCUGCGACGGACCUGUUGUUAGCUUGGAAUCCGGUGUGUUUGGGUUUGGUAGAAGGUGUCAUUGGCAAGAUACAGCUUCACACAGAUCUUCCUCUCGGCCUCGUAUUAAUCCGCCAGAAAGCUCUUGUGGGGCAUUUACCAGGCAACCACAAAGUCUACAAGAUCACCAAGAUAGCUGUCAUUCCUCUGUCUGACGAAGAGCCUCAGGAGCUUGAGCUGGAGCUUUGCAAGAAGCAUCAUUUUGGAAUCGACAGACCAGAGAAACUGGCCCAGUCUCCUGAUGAGUCGAAGUUCUUGAUGAAAACUUUCAGCCAGAUCAAGUCUAAUGUGGCUGUGCCCAUCAAGAAAAAGUAUUCCCCUGCCUUCCAGGUCAAGGAGAACAAAGAGAAGGAGCGUCUGGAGAGGCGGCUGCUGGAUGAGCUGUACAAAAUAUUCAUGGACUCAGACUCUUUCUACUACAGCAUGACCUACGACCUGACAAACAGUGUGCAGCGUCAGGGAGACUCGGACAAGUCCGACUUACCCCUGUGGAAACAGGUGGAUGACCGGUUCUUCUGGAACAAACACAUGAUCCAAGACCUUAUUGACCUUCAGGUGCCAGAGGUGGACUUCUGGGUGAUACCAGUCAUCCAGGGCUUUGUACAGGUGGAGGAACUGGUGGUGAACUACAAUGAGACAUCUGAUGAGGAGAGGAGCAGCCCGGAGACACCACCACAGGAGGUCACCUGUGUUGAUGACAUCCAUCCCCGCUUCACCGUGGCCCUGAUCUCCAGGCGUAGCCGCCACCGUGCAGGGAUGCGGUACAAACGCAGAGGAGUGGAUACCGAUGGCCAUGUGGCUAACUAUGUGGAGACAGAGCAGUUAAUCCACGUGCACAGCCACACUCUGUCCUUUGUGCAGACCCGUGGCUCUGUGCCCGUCUUCUGGAGCCAGGCAGGGUACCGCUACAAUCCCCGGCCACGCUUAGAGAAAGGAGAGAAGGAGACCAUGUCUUUCUUUGCUGCUCACUUUGAAGAACAGCUUAAACUCUACAAGACACAGGUCAUCAUCAACUUAGUGGACCAAAGUGGACGGGAGAAGAUAAUUGGCGAUGCAUAUCUGAAGCAAGUCCUGCUUUACAACAACCCAAACCUCACAUAUGUCUCAUUUGACUUCCAUGAGCACUGCCGAGGAAUGAAGUUUGAGAAUGUGCAAAUCCUGACAGAUGCAAUCUCAGAUAUCAUCACUGACAUGAAGUGGGCCUGGGUGGAUCAGGCUGGAGUCAUCUGUAAGCAGGAGGGCAUCUUCAGAGUCAAUUGUAUGGACUGCCUUGACAGGACCAACGUGGUCCAGGCUGCUGUUGCUCGGGUGGUGAUGGAACAGCAGCUGAAGAAACUGGGUGUGAUGCCUCCAGAGCAGCCUCUGCCUCUCAAAUGCUACAGGAUUUAUCAGAUCAUGUGGGCGAACAAUGGAGACACCAUCAGCAGACAGUACGCAGGCACAGCAGCGCUUAAGGGCGAUUUCACCAGGACGGGUGAGAGGAAACUGGCUGGCGUGAUGAAAGAUGGCGUGAACUCAGCCAACCGCUACUAUCUGAACCGCUUUAGGGAUGCUUACAGACAAGCAGUCAUCGACCUAAUGAUGGGCCUGCCAGUGACGGAGGACCUCUACUCCAUCUUCAGCAAGGAGAAGGAGCAUGAAGAGAAAGAGAAAGAGAGCCAGAGGGGAGCGCAGGAGCAGGUCAGCCUCCUGCUGCAGACAUACAUGCAACUUUUGCUGCCUGAUGACGAGAAGUUUCAUGGAGGUUGGGCCCUCAUCAAUUGUGACAUGAGCCUUGUUGAUGCAACCAACAAAGAUGUGGACGUGCUGCUGCUUCUGUCUGACAAAGCUUAUUAUAUUGCUUACUAUGAUGAAGAAGCAGAUAAAGUCAACCAAUACCAGCGCCUCAAUUUAGAGGGUUUGGAAAAGAUCGAAAUCGGUCCAGAGCCUACUCUGUUUGGGAAGCCAAAGUUCUGCUGCAUGCGUUUGCAUUAUAGGAAUGAAGAGACAAGUGGGUACUUUCACACACUGAGAGCAGCCACACGAAAUCCUGAGGAUGAUGGAAAAGACACGUUACAAUGCAUAGCUGAGAUGCUACGCAUAACUAAACAAGCCACAGGGUUGGAUCUUCUUGUGGUUGAAAAGAAGCUCGAGAGGCGGCAGAGUAAGCCUCAUGAGGAUAUAAUGGGCAUCCAGAACAAACCUGCAGACCAGGUCCAGGGUAGCUCUGGUCUGGCGCAGGGCAAAAGUUUCCUCCUGAACAAAUUCUCCUCGCUCAAUCAGAAAGUGAAACAGACCAAGACAAACGUAAACAUUGGCACCUUCAAGCCCCUCGGGAAGCUGGGCAACUUCUCUAAGCCCGAUGUAAAAGUCAAUUUCCUAAAGCCAACUAUGCAUGUGAACCUGUGGAAGUCGGACAGCAGCUUGGAGACAUCAGAUAACAACCCUGGCACGGGGGCCCUAAAAGAUAUCGGUGAUGACCACUCUGAAAUCUCAUCUGACUCUGACUCCUAUAAUUCUGACCCAGAGCACCCAUGUUCCGGUUCUUUAGAAAAUGUGGACUAUGUGUUGCCUAGCUGUGGCAUUGUAGCAUCAAACCCACGACUGGGCAGUCGCUCCCAGUCCAUUGGUAGCGUGGAGCUAAAUAUCCCCUCUGUUAUCCGAGUCACUGGCUGUGACGAGAAGCAGGAAAGCCCCUCUCAAGUCAGCGAUGACAAGUCCCCAGGGGCCGCCUCGGUGGCUGAAGAAGCCAUUCUGAUUGACUUUGGUACUCCCAUCGAUGCCUACUGCCACCAGUUUGUCCAGGAUGCACAGUACAAACCUGUCGAGGUGUUUGGAGAGCAGCCGCCAGCUGCUGUCCCCAGACUCAAGCCUGUGGUGUCUGUGCAGAAUAAGACGCCAGCAGACUCGCACAAGCAGCCAAGUUCGGAGCCGCCGCAGCAUCAGCAGGAGGAGCCCCAGCUCCCCAGGCCAUCCCAGCUAGACGUCGAGUCCACUACCUCCAGUUCCAACCUCCUCUCCGUCCAGAAGCCGAGCUCUGCGGCCUCCGGGGGCUCUCAGAGGAGUCUGAGCUCACAGAUGGAGGGCAGCCUCGGCCCUUCGCCUGCCGACAGCAACGGCAGCCGGGUGGUGUCCCCCUUUGCCAAGAUCAAGAGCUCCAUGGUCCAGGUGGCCAGCCUCACCCAGGCCGGACUCACCCAGGGCAUCAACUUUGCUGUGGCAAAGGUGCAGAAGAGCCCAGAGCCAGACACUGUUAACGAAGCCCAAGAGAGUGAGCUGAGGGCGAUGUUUACACAGUGCCAGACCAGGAUCAUUCAGAUCUAGUGCUUUCCUUGUAGCAGGAUUUUGUAGUCUCACGUCAUGUAGAAACUUCCUCUGUGGUAGCAGUAGCAAAAGCUUGCACAUAGCGUCACUACUCCGCCAAUAAUUGCUCUCUUAAAUUUCCCCCUCAUUUAAAUUUGCCCAUGUUAAUGAUGACUCUUGUACAGAACUUACAAAUAUAUACUAAAGCCCAACAGUGACCAUGUUUACAUGCACAUCAUUAUGGAGCACUGAUUGUCUGGUCCAUAAGGGACAGUUAGCUCAUAUCCCUUUUGCCAUCCAGCCAUGUGCACUGAUUGAUUUAUGUGUCAGAUGUCCUCUUCUUCCAUUUAUGGUUUAAUAAUAAUUGUCUGAGUGGAAGUAGCAGUAAUGGUGAUACCAUGAUAUUUCUGAUGUAAAUCGCUCAGAACAUUAAUCCUUGGUUGCUAGGAUGAGUAUAACAAUGGCACAUGGGGAAAUACUUAUUUGACCCAUGUGUUGGUGAGAACAGUUGAUUGAAAUGAGUGUAUGUGCAUUCAAAUCCUUAAUCACUCCAGGAAUACUGCCACUGUUAAAGUCAGUUGUUCUUAAGGUAGAGUUUUCUUAUCAUAUUUCAGUAAAUAUUUCACAUGUAAUCAUAUUUAAUAUUUCAACAUUUCAGCAGCCUCAUUAUGAUUACCUUAAGAGACAAAAACUAAGACAUAAGGAGAUAUUUAGGUGUUAAGGCGGUUUAAACUUAUGUACUUCCAGAGUAUUUUUGUGCAUGUAAACAUGUCACUAUCGUUUGUGAAAAAGCAAAAAGUUAUUUUACCCACAGUGCUUGCAUGUGAGGUGAACGGUAACAACUGAUAUUGACAGACGGCAGGCAAACAUGAGCUGCAUGUUGAAAGACCAACUCUGACUCUAUCAUGUACUGUAUGUUUUCCUGUAUGUGCAGGUCACUUGCUGGCGUUUGUGAUAUAGACCUCGUAAUAACCUUCAAUCUGUAACAGUUGUUGUAGACUCCAACCAAAUAUCUUUCGUGAUUCCCAAAGGUCAAUUCAGUGUUGACUUUUACCCUUUGUAUAGCUGUCAGAAACUAUCCAGACGACAUACUGUACGUAGUUAUCCUAUGUAAUAUCAAUGUUGUCAAGUGUAACUUAGAAAGUAAACCGUUAUAGACAUAAUGACUACACAAGACCUUAGUAAGAGUAUCCUGGCUGUCCAUAUGUACAGUGAGUAUUGUAUGUUUAUCUGUUCCCUGAGUAGAGCCUUCCCUUAAGCUUUUUUUAUUGAUGGUAGGGUGGCAGCUUGUUCAAAGGGGUAUCAGCAUUAUAUUUUGAAAAGAAGGCCCAGUACUGUCAGUGCUAAAUAUGAAUAACCAGAAAACCACUGGUUGGCGUUGUUUUUGAUAGAUAUCUAUGUAUUGAAAUGACUAUUCUGCUAACAGUUGUACUAAUGAACGAUGAGGGUUUGUUUGAACUGAGCCCUCGGCCAGCGUUGUAUAUUGACGUUGCAUGUUUGACGUGACGUUGACAUGUUUGGAACAGGAGAGUAGCAUAUAGUAGGUAUAUAUGCAAUUGCACCCACCCAGUUAUUAGAAAUACUGACGCUUUAUGCACUCCCCAAACUGAAAGCAUAUUUGCCUUAACAGGGAAUUGGAGUGGGAUUAUGUAUAUCAGGUAUUUAUGGCAAAAUCUACCUUUUUAAGUCCAUUCUGACAUGUUACAAUUGGUGUACUGUAUAAAAGACCAUGUUCAGGGUUACUGUAUGGCAUCAAGCUUUACCUUGGGAUAUUUCAUCUACUGGCACAUACAUUCUCCGUGGAAAUGAGCUGGCUUGGUGUGUUGGCUGUGUGUAUGUACUGUUCGGUAUGUGUGAGUGUGUGUUUGACUAUCCCUGCUGCUGCUGCUGGUAUUUAGGAGCGCUCGCCUUAGAGCCCUAGUUAUUUUUAUGUGCUAUGAAGCUGUAUAUAUUGUUAUAUUGUAGGUUUUUUUUUUGUUAACCUUUAGAAGUGAGGUUUUGCCUCAUUAGUCUCCCGUUAAACUCCCACAUGGCCUUGUUAUAGUCCCUGAGAAAUAAUGAACCAUGGCCACCUUAUCCCACUGCUGUGUAUGUUGUUGUCCGUUCAUGAUAACUAAUAAUAAUGUGGCUUGCUUCGAGCUGAAAUAUCCCAAGAUAAACUGUCACACAUUUCAUAUUUUUGUCUUACAUUUGCCUGUGUUCUGCAUUCAGCUUGCUCACCAGCAGAUAAGAUGUGGGAUACUUGUAUAUUUUAUCUGACUAUAAUUGUGUUAAGUGAGACUGUAGGCUGCUUUGUGGGUGCUACCUUAUAUAGCUGUUGAACCUGCUGAUAGUGUGUGUGGUGCUGCCAAAGCUUUAAGGUUAAUAGCUGUAAUGCAAAGUUUUAAUGCAGAGGGUAAAAGGUGUUUUUUAAACUUUACUGCAGGAUUGCAAACACUGGAGCGGUUCUCAAGCAGAGCAGAAACUUAUUUUGUCCUAAACUGGCUGUAUGAAGCUGAAUGGAACAGUAAUCCUCAACAUUCCUGAUAGAGACCACAAUGCUAGAGUGCUGGUGUCUGGUUUUUAUAUGCAAAAGCUGGCAGUUGUAUUUGAUCCUAUAUUUGCUGGGUGAGAUUUUUCUCCUUUCCUUUUGUUUACACCAAGUGCUUUUGCAAUCACCUCUUCAUUUGUUCUGUGCUUGCCCUCCGCUCCCAUAAGGACCCUAGACCAUGACAAAUUAUCAUGUGACUAGGUCUUAAAAUAUUUCAUUUGCACUGUUUAAGCACAUUUUCUAGCAUUAGUACCAUUCCAUCCGAAUGUCUGUGGUCAUAUCGCUCCUCUUUACCAACUGACUGCUGUCAUUGUUUUCCACAGUGUACUGAGAUUGUAUUGUACAUUAAAGUAUCCUAUUUAUUCUUAUCCUCUUUGGGUGUGUUACUUGAUAACAAAAUGCACUGUACACUCUUUGUUUAGGAAGAUAUUCCGUUGGAAUAAAAAGUAUA